Drepanopeziza brunnea f. sp. 'multigermtubi' MB_m1 is the source of this 981-nucleotide messenger RNA. RefSeq lists its product as uncharacterized. The record is from RefSeq and is a predicted model, not a curated record. Gene Ontology annotation, biological process: carbohydrate metabolic process. Gene Ontology annotation, molecular function: carbohydrate binding; glucose-6-phosphate 1-epimerase activity. Gene Ontology annotation, cellular component: cytoplasm. Lineage: Eukaryota; Fungi; Ascomycota; Leotiomycetes; Helotiales; Drepanopezizaceae.
AUGGUCGACCGCUCAAAGAAACCCACUGCCCUCUCCACAACACCAGGUCUCCCUCCUCAAGCCCAGGUGAACAUCACGCACGAACAUUCUCGUGUUUCAGCGGUGCUGCCGACAGGGGAGAGCGUCGAGGUGCUGCUGUAUGGAGCGACGAUCAUCAGCUGGAAGGACGGGGAUGGCCAGGAGAGACUGUGGUUGAGUGAGGUGGCCAAGCUGGAUGGGUCCAAGGCUGUGAGGGGUGGUGUGCCGUUGGUUUUCCCGGUCUUCGGAACAGCCCCCGAUCACGCCGAAACCUCCAAGCUCCCCCAGCACGGCUUUGCACGAACCUCUCGCUGGGAGUUCUUAGGCAAAAGCACCUCCGAAUCCUCCUCCCUCCCUUCCUCUUCCGCAGGGGAUGACAGCGUAAAGCUCGACUUUGGUCUCAGCCCCAGCAACUUGAGCGAAGAAAGCAAGAAAGCAUGGCCGUAUGCAUUCGGACUGAUCUACAGUGUCACGCUGAGCAGAGAGGGUCUGAACACCAGCCUGGUAGUGAGAAACGAGGGAGAGACAGCAUGGGAGUUCCAGACUCUGAUGCAUACCUACUUCAGAGUCAAGGACAUCUCAGCCGUCUCGGUAGCAGGCCUCGAAUCCUCGCCGUACAGUGACAAAGUCGCUCCUCGCGCAGAGCCUUACACGUCAGACGGUUCAGCGAUUUCCGUCUCCUCGAAGAUCGACAGAGUGUACACUCCCGCUGGAGGCCCAACUUCAGCAGUAGUCAUUUCCGAGGGAGGAAAGAAGAAGUACACCCUUGUACGAGACAACCUAAACGAGGUCGUAGUUUGGAACCCGUGGGAGGAAGAUGCGGCCAAACUCGCGGACUUUUCGCCAAACGAGGGUUACAAGGAGAUGAUCUGUGUAGAGGCCGGUGCUGUUAAGGGAUGGCAGAAGCUGGAGCAGGGAGAGACGUGGGAGGGUGGCCAACAGGUCAUCGUUGCUCAGAACUGA